GCAAUAAGCCACCUCACAUAUUCAGCGCCGCGUGGAAUUGUGGGUAGAGGUCAGAGGUUAAUGUCACUUCAAAUCGACGCGCGAAACCGGCGUACUCCAGUGUUUUGAUCGGACUGUUGUUGGUUUGGGUGUCUCUCUCUUUUUUUUCUGUCAGAAUAUGGAGUUUGAAUGUGAGAAAGAUUCAAAGGGUAGCCUUUGGGGCCAUUGUGCCAUUUUUGGGUGCGGAAAUGGCAGAGGAAAAGUUGAAAAAUGGCAAGAGGACGAGUGCGCCACUCACCCAGUUGCGUAAGGUUCCGAGCCACUCACAUCUGGUGGACAUGUAUGGCCGGCUGUCCGUCGUAACUUGGCGGCUCUUCGGAAACACGGGACCCACGGCUUACCUUUCUGCUAAGAAGGACUACAGCCAUCACCAGUAACCUCGGAUGCACAGACGGGGAUUCACAACCCCGGCAGCGUCUACACCACCGCGCAUCAUAAAUCUUAUGGGCUACAAGCACAACACAGGACAAUGCACGUGUGCACCCCCCUUUAUUCUGUGGACCUUCCCAACAGAGAUGAAGGAUGCAGAUGGGAGGAAACAAUGGAUAAAGCUGGUGAACAGGAAAGACUGGAAGCCCAAAUCGAGGUCAAGGAUAUGCUCCAAACAUUUCUGUGAUGGAAAGCCAACGCUCACCAACCCAUACCCUACCGAACACCUUGGGUACGAUGCCAAGCCACCCUCUGCACGAAAACCACCAGCAGUUAGAAAGCCACUUCAGCCCUCAUCUUCAAGUAAACAAACAACAAGUAGUAAAGUGGUUAGUGAGCCUAAAACACAUCUACAUCAACACUCUGAGAAUUCUAAGAAUUCAACUAACCUGGCUCCAGUGUACCAUACAGUUUCAACUGAGCAUGACGGGCAACUGACGGAAGACCGUGAACACAGCUACAGUGCAAAGCCACAGGACAUUGCUUGCCAGAACUGUAUCAAACUACAACAAGAAAAUGAAAGGUUGAAAAGGGAACUUGAACUGUUGAGGGGUGGGAAUGCCAACAAGAAUCUCGACGAAACAAACAAGGAAAACAAGCCUACAACAACCCUCACAGGAAAGAUCAUCAAUCGUUUCACUAGUACAGAUAAAAAAGUAUGUAGAAACACUGGCUUACAAAGUAAAGCUGCCCUAGAUGGACUUCACAAGUCUGUAGAACAGAAGGCCACCCAACUGUGCUACUGGAGAGGAAGUAAGGCUGUCCACAUGAAGAAAGGAGUUAGAAACUUCACUAAGAGCCCCAAGAAGUUUGGACCAGCGCGCAAGUUAGGUAGUCGAGAUGAGCUCAUUCUAGUUCUCAUGAAGAUUAGACUCGGUGUUACCAACACGUUACUAUGUGACAUUUUUGGCAUCUCUGAAGGACUCUGUUCCAAUAUCAUUAAUACCUGGAUCCCCAUGCUAGCAUCACAUCUAAAGUCACUCAUCUUCUGGCCUGCAAAGGAAGCCAUCCUACAACACAUGCCCCCAGCUCUUGGCAAGAAGUACCCCCAACUAAGAUGCACUAUAGACUGUACCGAAAUUUUCAUACAAAGACCGCGACGCCUGGAGCUACAACAGUUGACCUGGAGCGACUACAAGAAACACAACACCAUAAAGUAUCUUGUUGGCAUCGCCCCGAAUGGCACCAUCACAUUCCUGUCAGAUGGGUAUGGUGGGAGAUCUUCUGACAAGAGUAUCACACUCGAUUCUGGUUUCCUGAACAAGAUCGACCCUGGGGAUGUCAUCCUGGCCGAUAGAGGCUUUACAAUAGCAGGGGACCUGUUGCAGAAACAAGCGCGCCUGGAAAUCCCCCCUCCCAGCUCAGGAUGGACUCAACAGACAGCAUCAGCUGUUGGGAAGACAAAGAAGGUGGCCAAUGCACGGAUCCAUGUGGAAAGAGCAAUUGGACGUAUCAAAUGGUUCGCCAUAUUGCAGAACACCUUGCCGGUCAACAUGGUGCCUAUCAUAGAUGACAUAGUUGUUGUUUGCGCAGCCCUCUCCAACCUGCGGCCUCCAUUGGUGGGAACAUAAUGUUACAGGUGGUGGUGCAGGUGCAGCAUCUCGGGCUGUGGAGUCAGGAGGAUGGACCGUGUCUGUAGAUGCAGCCUCGUUGACAGCAUGUGCAGAUUCCGGACAGUCAACAAUACCUACAUUGACAAAUUGAAGAAAAACAUGAUUG
Branchiostoma floridae (Florida lancelet) is the source of this 2187-nucleotide messenger RNA. RefSeq lists its product as uncharacterized. The transcript has 6 exons. Bases 423 to 2039 code for a protein of 538 amino acids. NCBI's taxonomy places the organism in Eukaryota, Metazoa, Chordata, Leptocardii, Amphioxiformes, Branchiostomatidae. The record is from RefSeq and is a predicted model, not a curated record.